AAACGAGGAUGCCAUUAUACACUGUACUAACCAUAAAAAAUUGUCAAUAUGCGAAGCCCCAUGUAGGUAAAACUAUUUGGCAAACAGCUAUUUUUAUGAGACAUCCAAUUUAACUGUAUAAAACUUGUUUCAAGUAACUUUAACUGAGAUGAUAUAAAAGAACCUUAAAGUAAGAGGCUUCUAAUGCAUAAACAAGAUGGUGUGGGGGAAUAGACCACCAGAGAGACCCGAAGGAUUGUCUUCUCUACCCAGAGAAGACCCAAACAGGAGACACAGAGGCAUGGCAUCAUCUAAUACAGCAACUCAUAAUGUUCAAUCAUUUCCAAGAGGAUAUGACAGAUCUAUGGCAAUGCCGCUCAGAGAUCAACAAUCUCAAAAGACACGUAAAUUAGAUCCAACCACGAAAGAGAAAUAUUUCGACAAGUGGACAAACUUCAGAAUGAAGAUGAACAAAGGUUUGAUUGAAAUGAUCAACAACCCGAGACUGAAGAAACGGAUUGAUAAAGGUGCAGUGCCAUUUUUUCGUGCUGAUAAAAAUAUGUGUCAUUUUGUCCUGGAUCAAGCCACCGAGGAGUACCUCGAGGGAAGAAAGUUGAAGCCCACUUUAAUGGCAGAGACAUUUGUAGAGUUUGGUAUCCCCAGGGCACAACUGGCUCCAAGUGAGUCACAAAUGGGAUCAGAUAUGAACAACAACAGCCAGGUUGGAAUAGCAAAGCAACACACGAGAAUGAAACAAACAAAACAACUGGAAAGGAAAUACUGGAAUGAGACUGACGAUGAUCCAACUCCAAUACCGAAACCCAGAAAGAAAAAGAAACACAAAGAUUAUGUAGAUGGUGGGAAAAUGGAUGGGUAUAGAUAUAAUAAUGAGGUGCUAUCCCCAGUGACUGCAUCAGGUAUCCCUAGAGAUGCUCAACUCUAUGUUAAUACAUCAAGUGAAGCUCCAACCACCUUGGGAGAAAGAGAUCGAUUACUUUACAAUAUCACGCCAAACGUAGUACCAUUCGCUAGAGUUCAACAACCUCUGUAUGUUAACAUACCACAGAAUUCCUUUCCCUCGAGAAAUCAAAUUGCCUAUGUAAAUACCCCACCCAUAAUUCAGCCUUCAAACCCCUCAGAUAACUUUGUCCCUCCUGGAAAAUCUAAUUAUCUGCCACAUCGCUAUCUUCCUAACUCCAAACCUGAAAUAGACAAUGAUGAUGACACGGUGACGGCCAUUUCAACCGAACCUGAUUUUGAAGAAUUAUCACAAUUCCGAGCACAUGGUCAUAACAAGCGUGCUCCACCUCCCCCACCACCCGUACCUCCACAUCGAACCCCUAUGCCAACGUACGUGAACCAGAUGGAUAUCUCAUCAGAGUUCUCUAGUACUUCAAGACCAUUAAGCAGAUACACAGGAGAUAGUAUUGGAGGCUCAAUGUUUGGACGUCAGGACAAAACUCUAACAGGUAAACUCAGCGCUGUCAAAUGGUCAAAUAAGGACUCCAAUGCAGCUCCAUCACGCAACAGGAAAACAAGCUUGAGAUCAUAUAAUACACAUGCAACUUGGAAAACAAAUGGUACAUUUAUUGCUAAAAGACAUCCAGAGGAUGCUGGUAUAGAUGAGAUGACUUUUGGAAUUGGGGAAUAUGUUAUAGAUAAUGCUAGCAAUGGACAAAAUAGUAUAAUGAUAAUGGAUGGAGUUAAUGGUGAGAAUAGAAGUACUUUUGAGAGUGAAUUACUUUACUAAAGGGAGACUGAUUUCUAUAAUAUGAUGUACAAUAUCAAUAUAUGAUUUUUUGUAACUAUGUAUUCAGGGGCUUUGUCAAGAUCUUAAAGUAGGCGAGGCAAAUUCAAUUAGAUGAGGAGAGACUAAAUAUUGCCUCACACCAACUACCUCACAGCUUGCCUUUUGUAUUGCUUAUAAUGCAAUGGACCUGCAAAAUAGACUGGAAACUCCAACAAUUUAACAACUGGGUCAGUGAU
This is a messenger RNA of Owenia fusiformis, 1965 nucleotides long. NCBI's taxonomy places the organism in Eukaryota, Metazoa, Annelida, Polychaeta, Sabellida, Oweniidae. The record is from the annotation of a GenBank genome assembly.